Molecule: messenger RNA, 651 nt
Organism: Adineta ricciae
Lineage: Eukaryota; Metazoa; Rotifera; Eurotatoria; Adinetida; Adinetidae
Source: the annotation of a GenBank genome assembly
AUGAUUUUUAUAAGUGUAAUUAAUUGCCAGUACGCUAGUGAUUCAACAAACAGUAGUUGUACUCGAACUAAACCAAAUAAUUUUUAUCGUGAAGGAAGUAUAGUUUUGAUGGGCAGUGGUUAUAAAAUUCCAAAUUCUAUGACAGAACAUUUAUUAAUAAUCAGUAUAUUUAUUAUAUUUUACAUGGCAAUUGAUCAUCUUUGGUCCAAUAUUAUUCCAAUAACAUCCAAUGAAGAUUAUAUAAAUAUGUUAACAAUUGAAAUUGAAGAAGAAAAUUGUAAUCAAUUUAAAUCAGGUUUUUGGUUGAGUCAUUCCUAUCAAUAUGAUCAUUUUUAUGAAUCUUAUGAAUUUUCACUUGUAUUCAAUUCGCAAACAAUGGAAGUAAAUGGAAAUGGGAUUGAUGAUAUAGGUGAAUUUAUUAUUAGUGGUGUUUAUUCCAUAAAUACUAAUCGUAUAGCAAUUAUAAAAACAUAUCGAGAAGAGAUCGGCAACUCUACAGGAAAUUUUGAACAUAAUAAUGUUACAGUUCAAGUUGCUUGGAAUUCAGAUCAAUACCAAUUCGAAGGGAAAUGGUUUAGAAAAACAAGAUAUUACAGUGAAAAUGGAAGAAUCGAACUUAAAUUUAAGAAAGGCUUUCGAGCAAUGGCAUGA